Molecule: messenger RNA, 797 nt
Organism: Calidris pugnax (ruff)
Lineage: Eukaryota; Metazoa; Chordata; Aves; Charadriiformes; Scolopacidae
Gene: SAXO4
Product: protein phosphatase 1 regulatory subunit 32
Exons: 5
Coding region: 216-797 (193 amino acids)
Molecular function (GO): phosphatase binding
Source: RefSeq, a predicted model, not a curated record
UUGGGGGGCUGUGGUCCCCUCCGAAGUGGGGCAUCCCACCCUCCCAGUGCCCCCUGUGGGGUGUCCCAGCUGUCCCCAGGCAGUAGGACAAUCCCUCCGCAGCCAAGGUUCCCUGUGUGUCACCACACCCGUCACCAGGAGACGGUGUCACCACAACAGGGGACAUUCCACAGCCCUCCAGGAAGCUCAGGAGCUGCUGUGGGGACAGUCCCACCAUGGAGUUCAUCUCUCCCCACGCCAAGCUGCGCUCCCUGCCGCGGGGCUUGCCCGCCGUGGGGCUGGGCACCAAGGGAAGAGCCGACCUCAUGAACUUCUAUGCCACCACCUACGCCGUGGCCCACGCCCAGCCACGUGUCCAGCCCUUCCUUGGCCACCACAUUGUCACGGGCUACGUGCCCAACAACGACUCGGCCGUGCCCUGCCUGCUCCGUGCAGCCGAGGGCCACCAGCAGGAAGCCACGUCCACCACCACCGAGCACUUCAAGCCCUUCUUGCUCCUCGAUGGCCGGAGCCUCCUGCCCGGGCAGGUCCACCAGACGGAGAGCGGGUACUUCCAAGUGUCCCCCCUUUCCUGGCUCAACAUCGGGGUGGGGAGUCACCAGGGCCCCCCACAAGCACCCAAGGACCACGGCACCAGUCCAGAAAUCCUGCAGAAGAUGACCAUCGGCACCAUGGAGCAGUCGGGCUUCUCCAGGGCCACCAGAAGGACCGACAGCCUCCUGCCAACCCUGCCAGGCCAGCCCGGGGACAAGGGGAGGGGAAAGGGGGGUGACAAAGCCAGACCUUCCCCCCCCUAA